AUGACCACUGGCGCUCACUGGAACAUUUUCCAGAUGGCCACCGAACAAUCAACUUCUGCAAUGGCAUCCCUGUGGGAAUGGUAUAACUCUAUGGAUGAGGGCAAAUCAAAGAUCGAUGAUCUUGGAUUUCGCGAGUUAUUCUCAGAAGAUAAUCCUGUUGUCGACAUUGUCGCCAUCCACGGCUUGAACGGCCACAGAGAAAAAACGUGGACGUCAGAAGAUGGAAAAAUGUGGCUGCGCGACUUCCUGCAAGACGACUUGCCUCGUGUUCGGGUCCUCUCUUACGGAUAUGACGCCGAUACGCACAGUCGAGAAUGUGUAUCAACCGAGACCAUACAUCGGCACGGUGAUAAACUAGUCAUGGCUCUUUCACGCGAGCGUAAAGACGCUUCUCGACGGCCAAUCAUUUUCCUCGCGCACGAUGUGGGAGGUAUUAUCCUCAAAUGGGCACUCGUAAUCUGCAACAAUAAGGACCAGGAUUCAGAUGGAAAUCUCCGAGAUAUUCUGGUAUCUACAUACUCCAUCCUGUUCUUCGGGACACCCCAUUUUGGCGUAGAAGAUCCUCUCCCCGGGACAACUGAUCGCCUUCUAUCAAUACCCAUGUAUACGACAAAUGUCAUUCUCAAAGUCCUUCAGCCAUACUCACCCGAGCUCGAAAACAUACAGAAGCUUUAUCUCGAGGUGAGCAAGAAAGUAAAAAACGUAUUCUUCUACGCGGAAUACGAGGCUCUUGUCGGAAAUCGUCGAAGGAGGCUGAACGUUCGAGCUCACUCGGCAGUCAUCCCGGGUGACCGCAGUGCCGUAUGGGAGGUACUACACAGUGACCAUCAAACCUUAGUCAAAUUCUCUUCUCGAGAUAGUGACAACUACAAGACGGUGCUUUUCUAUCUCAAGGAACAUUUCGCAAAAGCUUCACGUGCAGUAGACGACAAGUGGCUCGAUGCCAUGAGACAGGACCCCCUCAAAGCAGUUUCUGAGAUUUCUCAUCUAUUCUUUGAGGAAACCAUGACUAUAAACGAGAAGACUAAAGAGUACAAAGUACUCAGGGAUAGUCUUGAAGCACAUAUAUCCAUCUUGGAUGAAGGAUAUCUCCAGACAGUCAAGGAUGGACAUAUGGACCAAAUGCCUGACGCGCUCAAGGAGUUCAACGAUGCAUGGAAACAUUACAUUGUCACUCUAAGAAACAUACUCGCCAGAAUGGAUGGGUUGAAGCGCAGUAGAGAUCAAGGCGUCAAAGGAUCUAUCGAAAAGAUCAAGGGCGCCAAAUUUGACACAGGAGAUAUUGCAGACUACAAACAGGAAAUCUUACAAGCGACACGCAUAUGCAAGGAUGCGGCCAAUUUCUGUCAAAAUCAGCUGCAAGCGGAAGUGUGGAAAGUAGCCCGACUCGAGCCCGAAAAGCCUCGUCCAAUGGGCACUCAGCACAAGACGUGUCUACCAGGUACACGUAUAGCGAUUCUGCGGGAAAUUCGGCAAUGGCGUCUGGACCCCAAUGCAGACAAGUGCAUCUUUUGGCUCUGUGACGUUGGUGGGUCUGGAAAGUCUACAGUCGCGUUGACAAUGUGCGAGGAAUGGGAUAAUACCGAAGGUGUUCUGGUUGGUCGGUUCUUCUUUUCGAAGAACGCUCGUCAGACGUCGGAGACAGAUGACUUUUGUCCUGUCAUCGCAGAUGAUAUCAGUGGUCAAAACAAGAUGAUCCUGAAGCAAAUAAAGACGAUCAAAGAAGAAGAUCCCAAUCUUCCCCGGCGAGGGCUACGCCAUCAGUUCUCUAAGCUGAUCGAAGAACCAUUGCAGCUUGCAGGGACAUAUAUUGUCCUUGUGAUCGACGCAAUGGAUGAGUGCAAGGAGGAGAUGCGGGGAGAAUUGAUCAAACUACUGGUUGAGAAGCUUUCAUCAAUGCCUAAACUCAAACUCUUUAUAACGAGCCGGCCAGAGCCAGACAUCACGGCGAUACUCCAGGGUAGAGCGAUUGUACGCGGAAUGCAUUUCAAGAUGCACGGCAAAGAGCAGCAGUCCAACUUGGAUGAUAUUAGGUCCUACGUCGACGUACAUCUUGUCAAACUGCUUACCGCGCCUCAGCGCCAGCAGAUUGUGGAACGCUCAAAUGGACUUUUUAUUUGGAUCACGACAGCACAUCUCGAGCUACGAGGGGCUCAUGGUCCGGAUGCACUUGGUGCAACUCUCAGAUCCCUCUUGACGCGAGGCAAGGGUGGAGAUAUUAACCAGGUUUAUACAAGCAUCCUUCGUCGGCUACGACGAGAGACGUCCAGUGGCACUAUACACAAGAUUAUGGGCACUCUCCUAACCUUGUUCGAACCAGUGUCGACAGAGGCUCUUGGGGAGAUGACUGGGAUCGCAGACUCUGAGCUAGAGCCGAUCUUAGAGUCGAUGCAGAGUGUAUUUCGGGUGGAUACUGUGGUAGAGUUUCUGCAUCCAACGUUCCAAGAAUACCUUCUCGGUCCACACAAUGUGGAUAUGCCAUUCAAGUCGACAGCAAUGCAAUCAGACUUGGCCGUAUCUAUCCUCAAAGUGCUUCAGGAGGAUCUGAAGGAGGACAUUUGCGGCAUUUCCCUGCCAAACAAACCUUAUCCAAAGACUGCAGACAUCGUGGAUCUGGAUGAACGUCUAGAACAAUUAUGGGCUAGGUCUCCGGCACUACCUUAUGCGGCAAAGUACUGGGGCUAUCAUGUGAGCACCGUUGUAACGGAUGGACAUGUUGCCCAGAUGCUGCGAAGGUUUUUAGCAAGUCAAAUUUUGUACCUCGUGGAGCUGUUAAGCUUGAUGGAUCAUGUACAUCUUAUUCGAAAUUUCGAGGAGAUUCGGCGAAGUUGUGAAUACCGAGGGUUGGGUGAUGAGUCCGAGGUAUGCCAUGAUACAGUUAGACUUGUCCAGAGGCAUCAAGAAACACUAGAGAAGAGUGCGCUGGAUAUCUACUCUUCAGGGCUACUAUUCCUCCCUCGAAAGUCACAACUGUGGACGAUAUACAAGAGCAAGUUUUCAGAUCGACUACCAAGAAUCAUUGGAGGACCAUCAGUGCAUUGGCCCUCACACCAGACUUUGACUGGACAUACCGAUUCUGUCCAGUGUCUGGCCUUCUCGCCAGAUGGGCGCCGUCUUGCGUCUGGAUCUGGGGAUGGCACUGUACGCCUGUGGGAUGGGACCACCGGUGCAAGCCUUGGGACGCUUGAGGGACAUACCGGUCCUGUCCAAUGUCUGGCCUUCUCGCCAGAUGGGCGCCGUCUUGCAUCUGGAUCUGGGAUGGCACUAUGGGCGCCGUCUUGCAUCUGGAUCUGGGAUGGCACUGUACGCCUGUGGGAUGGGACCACCGGUGCAAGCCUUGGGACGCUUGAGGGACAUACCGGAGAGGUCUCGUGUCUGGCCUUCUCGCCAGAUGGGCGCCGUCUUGCAUCUGGAUCUGGGAUGGCACUAUGGGCGCCGUCUUGCAUCUGGAUCUUGGAUGGCACUGUACGCCUGUGGGAUGGGACCACCGGUGCAAGCCUUGGGACGCUUGAGGGACAUACCAAUUGGGUCCAGUGUCUGGCCUUCUCGCCAGAUGGGCGCCGUCUUGCAUCUGGAUCUGGGGAUCGCACUGUACGCCUGUGGGAUGGGACCACCGGUGCAAGCCUUGGGACGCUUGAGGGACAUACCGGAGAGGUCUCGUGUCUGGCCUUCUCGCCAGAUGGGCGCCGUCUUGCAUCUGGAUCUCAGGAUCGCACUGUACGCCUGUGGGAUGGGACCACCGGUGCAAGCCUUGGGACGCUUGAGGGACAUACCGGAGGAUGGGCGCCGUCUUGCAUCUGGAUCUGGGAUGGCACUGUACGCCUGUGGGAUGGGACCACCGGUGCAAGCCUUGGGACGCUUGAGGGACAUACCAGUGAGGUCUCGUGUCUGGCCUUCUCGCCAGAUGGGCGCCGUCUUGCAUCUGGAUCUGGGGAUCGCACUGUACGCCUGUGGGAUGGGACCACCGGUGCAAGCCUUGGGACGCUUGAGGGACAUACCAGUCCUGUCCAGUGUCUGGCCUUCUCGCCAGAUGGGCGCCGUCUUGCAUCUGGAUCUGGGGAUGGCACUGUACGCCUGUGGGAUGGGACCACCGGUGCAAGCCUUGGGACGCUUGAGGGACAUACCAGGGUCCAGUGUCUGGCCUUCUCGCCAGAUGGGCGCCGUCUUGCAUCUGGAUCUUGGGAUGGCACUGUACGCCUGUGGGAUGGGACCACCGGUGCAAGCCUUGGGACGCUUGAGGGACAUACCAGUCCUGUCCAGUGUCUGGCCUUCUCGCCAGAUGGGCGCCAUCUUGCAUCUGGAUCUGGGGAUGGCACUGUACGCCUGUGGGAUGGGACCACCGGUGCAAGCCUUGGGACGCUUGAGGGACAUACCAGUUGGGUCCAGUGUCUGGCCUUCUCGCCAGAUGGGCACCGUCUUGCAUCUGGAUCUCGGGAUCGCACUGUACGCCUGUGGGAUAUCACCACCCCACCCAGUUUGGAACCUCCUUAUGCACUCAAUCAUGCUCCCAGGCAUUUAUAUUUCUUCCAAGGUGGACAUUUCUUACAUGUGGACAAUGGACCAGUACUCAAUGUCUCCCACAAUCGCCUUCAGUCACUCUCAUCUCCAUGUCCAAGUGUCACGCCCAGCCAUGAGCAUUCCACAGUAGCUGUUGACUACACCAGUCAGGAGCUGUGGUCU
Molecule: messenger RNA, 4680 nt
Organism: Serendipita indica DSM 11827
Lineage: Eukaryota; Fungi; Basidiomycota; Agaricomycetes; Sebacinales; Serendipitaceae
Source: the annotation of a GenBank genome assembly